CCGACGGUUAGUUCCAAACCCGAUACUGGCCACCACACACGCAACCCAUACAAGUUUUAAACUUAGAACGCGGAGCGCGCGAAGUGCAUUUUGAAUUUGACGUUUCUAAACGUAUUUCGAAUAUGGAGUGUUUUUGUUGUGUUGAAGUUCUGUGCGCGUGAUAGAUGGUUUCGUUAAUUUGUGAACGUUUGAAUCAAGAACAAUGUGGUGGUUGCUGAAACUGACAAUUGUAUUACAGUGUGUCAACUCCGUCCGUAUAACCAGCAUGCGAGUCCCCGAAGUGAUCCAAUACGGCACGGACGCCGUGACUCUCGACUGCGAGUACGCGGCGGACAACGUGACGGGGCUCGUCGUGCAGUGGUUCCUCGCGGACAGGUCGCGCCCGGUGUACCAGUGGAUCCCGCCGCAGCGCCCGCAGGCGUUGGGACUGCUGAAGAAUAAGCUGGACCUAACACACAGGGUGUCGCAAAACCCGUACACCCAGCAUCGAGCUCUCCGCAUCACGUCACCAGGUCCCGAGCUGACGGGGAACUACACGUGUGUGGUCUCCACCUUCCUGGCCGAGGACCAGAGGACGCGGCCUAUGACUGUGUUCGUACCAGAAAAAAGAUUUGACAUGAUCCAAGAUCGAUUAGAAGAUGGAUGGUUAAACAUAAUCUGUUCAGUCGAAGGAGUAUUCCCGAGGCCCGAAAUCAUUAUAAUGGCGGGGAAUAGGCCAUUAAACACAAAAACGUCAAUCAACCUCAUAAGCUCGCGGUACACGGCGGUCGCCAGUGCCCUAGUGCGGGUGGUCGCGCUACCCCCCACCGUGGAGCUGCUGUGUGACAUGCAGGUGCCGCUCGCCAACUAUGUUAGCCGGAAACGAGAUAUAUUCUAUAGAGAUCCACCUCCAAGUCCUGAACCAAAUACUCCUGACACGCAAACAGCACCAGAUAUAGGACAUACAACGACUGCACCAGCAAGACUGAUAUUCAUAAUGUUAUUUUUGAACGUGAUUCUAAGACAAUGGUUUGCGAGACACUGAUAGUAUUAAUAGAACUGUGACAAAUUGUAUUUAGUAGUUAAUUAAAGAUUAUCUCAGAUAUUUGUACAGUAUUGUAAAUAAUUAUAAUAUAUUUUUAUUAGAGCAAAAGAUAAAGAUUUCAUUAAAACUCAACAAGUACUAAGCAUAAAUAAAAAUUAUUAUACCAAUACCAUAGCGUUCAUAUUUUAACAUAUUAUGUACAGACAUAAAUAUGAAUGGAUUUUCCUGUAUA
This is a messenger RNA of Plutella xylostella (diamondback moth), 1256 nucleotides long. RefSeq lists its product as uncharacterized. NCBI's taxonomy places the organism in Eukaryota, Metazoa, Arthropoda, Insecta, Lepidoptera, Plutellidae. The record is from RefSeq and is a predicted model, not a curated record.